Closterium sp. NIES-67 is the source of this 3750-nucleotide messenger RNA. The record is from the annotation of a GenBank genome assembly. NCBI's taxonomy places the organism in Eukaryota, Viridiplantae, Streptophyta, Zygnematophyceae, Desmidiales, Closteriaceae.
CGCCAUUGCUCGUGGGGCAUGUCGAACUGAUCAGGAUUCAGGAGCAAUGCCCGUAGGUUCCCUCAACCCCUCAACCCGCCUCGGGAUUUCAGAUUUCGAUCCUUAGGAGGCUCAGCAUGUACGCACCUGCCCCCUCGGAAUUCGCCAGCGUGACCCCAGCUUGUCAUUUCAAGCCCAGGCUGACGUGGCCGGGCCACCUCCAGCGCCGUGAUCCGUCAGCUCGGUUUCUCUUAGAGCAUGGCGCAUGACGCAUUCCGUCAACUCGCCUUCGGAUUUUAAUCCAGGGCUUCUGCUGCUGAGGGGAGGGAGGAGAUUCAGCAGCAUGGAUUCACCUCCAGUGAACUUGCUACGAGGGCUGCGCUACUGGCACUCGGAGGGGUAUCGGUGAUCUCCUUCCAUGGCUGAAUCAACAUUACUACUGGCGUUUCACGCUCCUGAGCGUUACUUCCAAGAUGGCGACUCCCGCUUCUAUCAACAGCCUUACGGACGAUUUGAUCCUUCAGAUCCUAUGGCAGUCUCAGCGCAUUUCUAGAAAGAGCAAGCUGUGGAGAUCCAUAGAUCCAGAUGUGAAAUUCAUCUGCGAACCGGAUAGUUCGUAUCACUUUUCUGAUCAUCGGAAGUACGAGUCACCCAUACCCACUCCGCCUGCCUCCGCGGACGCCGCUCUAAGUCUUUUCAACGCUUCUGUCUGCCAGCGCUGGCGUCGCCUUGCGAAGGACCACGUCUCAACGCUUCUGGUCAGAGGGAAUUCCAUCGCGUCCAGGAACGAUCUCACCGUCGCGGUCACUCGGUUCCCGAAUCUGACGCAUCUGCACCUGGAGGACGGCAGCGUGGAUUCCCUAGACGACAACUUUCUGACUCACCUGGCCUCGUCAUGCCCUAGGCUGACCGCGCUCCACGUGGGAUGGAGAUAUUUACAGGCGCAGGGAGAGCGCAGGAGAGGCGAGCACCCGAUAACGCCCGUCGGCUUGGAUCAGCUCUUUCAGCGGUGCAAGAGGCUGCAGCACCUUUCCAUCUUCCUUCCCCUUCAGGAUGGCAAAUUACCCACUUCUUUCUUCCAGCUGCAGCAGCUACAGACGCUGCUCCUCACGGAUGCAGCAGCCUUGGCGAAUCCCGGCUUCAAGAACCUCUCCUCGCUCACCACCCUCUUCAUUGGCUUUCCCUGGACUCACCAGCACCUCGCCUGCCUAGCUCACCUUCCGAAACUCGCCCAUCUCUCCCUCCUUUACGAAUUUCAGACCAGCCUGGCCUCAGACGCUCCUGCAACCCUGCCGUCUUCCCUGCAGUCGCUGAAGUUCGUCAAGUUAUGCCCGCAGUUCGACUUCACCUUUCCACUGAAUUCACCUCUCACCCGCCUGGAGGAGCUCCUGAUCAGCAAGUGCAACCGCCUCCACCGCCUUCCGGACGGCCUGGGAGACCUGCUGCCGCGCCUGCGCAAGCUCUACCUUCAACACUGCGGGUCUCUGGUGGACCUCUCUGACCACUUCACUUCUCUCACCAGCCUGGAAAACUUCUCAAUUCUCUGGUGUCCCCUCAUUUCCAGCCUGCCCUGGAACUUUGGCCAGUUGCCGGCCCUCAAAGUACUGGAUUUGAGCUGCCUAUCGUCCCUCUCGGCCCUCCCCGACUCCAUCUGCCGCCUCUCCUUCCUGGAGGCACUCUUCUUGUCGAGCUGUGACAAGAUUUCCCAGCUGCCAGCAGGUUUAAGCGGCCUCACUGCUCUCAAGGUCCUACAGCUCGACGGCAUGAGUGAUCUGAAACUACCAGAGGACAUUGGAGAGCUCCCGAAUCUCCAGCUGCUCCACUUGUUUGACGUCAGGCAGGAGGUUAUUCCCCCUUCAUUCACACAGCUGUCUUCCCUGACAGAUCUUGAGAUCAAGUGGAGCGACAUCAGUGAACUUCCUGAGGGAAUCUCGGGGCUGCAGAACCUAAGGGAGCUGCGUUUGCUUAGUUGCACAGACCUGAAGACGCUUCCAGCGUCGCUGACAAGUCUCAAUCGCCUUGAGUCCCUCAGGCUGGAUGCUGAAACCAUGAGCGAUGGCGACGUGGACAUCGGGCUCACUUCAGUACCUGAGAGAUUGGAUCAUCUCGGGAGGCUCACAGAACUGGGGCUGCUGGGGUCUGGCCGGUUGGCUGCAAUUCCACAGUCGCUGCCGCCAUCGCUUGAGGUCCUUCGCCUGGGAAAUCCAUUCAAUGCCACAUCUCUUCCAGACUUCUCUCUGCUGCCGAAUCUGAGGGACCUGGCGCUGGAGGUGCCGGAGGUGGAGUGCGGGGAGGCGGUGAGCAGGAGUCUGUCCCAGCUGAGCCACUUGACCCUGCGUCUGCAUGAUAAUGCGGCAGAUUUGCCAUUCCCGCUGACAUUCCCGCUCCUCCGCACGCUCGACAUUUGGGGGGACAAAUUGGAGCGGAUUCCAGAGGACAUCGGGUCGACGGUGCCACAGCUGCGGAAGCUGGAUGUGAAUUGGAUUCAGUUUUUGGAGGAGCUGCCAGUGAGCAUCACUGAGAUGCGGGAUCUCACGUCCUUGGAUGUUAUGGCAUGGGCCUCAAGCAUCAGUAUCAAUCCUGUGCCUGCGAGCAUUAGGGCCUUGCCGCGGCUGCGCAAGCUGCAUGUGUUUGGCCAGCGGCACCUGCGGCAGCGGCCACCUGCUCCUUCCCUCGGUGGUGGUACUGCUGCUGCCGCCGCUGCUGCUGCUGAUGAUGAUGAUAGUGACAAUGAUGACAGUGCUGACGGUGACAGUGCUGAUGGUGACAGUGAUGAUGGUGACAGUGAUGAUGGUGACAGUGAUGAUGGUGACAGUGAUGAUGGUGACAGUGAUGAUGGUGACAGUGCUGAUGAUGGUUGUAGCAGUGGUGGUGAUGGUGCUGCUGCUGGUGCUUCUGCUGCUGCCAGUGAUUCCGCAGGGGAUGGGCAGCAGGCGAGGGCGGAGCAGGCUGCAAUGCAGCUGGCUGCGAUGGGAGCAGAGGUGGAAGCAAAGAGUCGGCUGAUUGCCAGCCUCCAGGCGGCAUUGGCACGGGCAGAGGGGCAGCAGGCAGUAGCAGCGGAAGAGAGGGAAGCACUGGGAGCAGCGAGAGGGAGUGGCUGCCUUGGAAUGGGAGCUCGAGGCAGAGAGGGGGAGGAGUGCAGGGCAACAGAGGGUCAUCCAGUCGCUGCAGGAAACAGUACGUGCGCUGACCAGCAAAGUCUCUGCAAUGGGGAAGAAGGCAGGGCUUAUUUUAUCAGAGUAAAUCACUCUGUUUCUCUGAAAAUCAGAGUUGUUUUUGGAAGUCACUCUGAUGGUCCUGGGUAAUUUUUUUGAAAGUUCUCUUUUCUCUGAUUUAUCAGAGUUGGUGUUGUCAGAAACCCAGCCACUAACCACUGGGUUAAAAGGGCUUGUUGAAUAGCGGGUAAGUGCGCCCAUAGCCCCCCUGGCUCUGCACCUGUGGCCCUUCCCCGAGGAUCUCAAGGGCAACCCCAGCGGGUCACUCAACACCCCCCCCCCCGCUGGGAUGGGUGGAAGACACGAGCGCCUCUGCAGCGCUGGCACUGGGAGUUGAACCCAAGACCUUUGGUUCUGAUACCAUGUCAGAAACCCAGCCACUAACCACUGGGUUAAAAGGGCUUGUUGAAUAGCGGAUAAGUGCGCCCAUAGCCCCCCAGGCUCUGCACCUGUGGCCCUUCCCCGAGGAUCUCAAGGGCAACCCCAGCGGGUCACUCAACAGGUGUAUGUAUCACCCUGUGGGUAUUCAUAUAGGGGGCAUACCCCCGGAUAUUAC